Messenger RNA from Protobothrops mucrosquamatus (brown spotted pit viper), 2474 nucleotides. It is a transcript of the gene TEAD3, whose product is annotated as TEA domain transcription factor 3. The record is from RefSeq and is a predicted model, not a curated record. Gene Ontology annotation, molecular function: RNA polymerase II cis-regulatory region sequence-specific DNA binding; DNA-binding transcription factor activity, RNA polymerase II-specific. The coding region runs from base 315 to 1613 and encodes 432 amino acids. The transcript has 14 exons. Gene Ontology annotation, cellular component: transcription regulator complex. Gene Ontology annotation, biological process: hippo signaling; embryonic organ development; positive regulation of transcription by RNA polymerase II. NCBI's taxonomy places the organism in Eukaryota, Metazoa, Chordata, Lepidosauria, Squamata, Viperidae.
AAGAAUUGUGCUCUGAGAUAGCAAGCAAGUGGGCAACCGAGACAGAAAAGAAGGUCUUUCUUUGAAAGGAUCCAAACAUGGAGCCCACCCUUUUGGCCGGUUCCUCCCCUGAAUAGCAAUAGAAGUUUCUUGUUGUGCUCCUAUCUUAAGUUCUAUGAUGUGCAUCUUUAUGGGAGAAAAAGAUGGAGAAAUAAGGCUGACAAAUUGCCUUUUGGGGCUCAGGGUCAGAGCCCAGAGCAGCCAUCACAAUAGCGUCCAACAGCUGGAACACCAGCGGCAGCCCUGGGGAGGGGCGAGAAGAUGGACAAGAGGGAAUGGACAAAAGUCUGGACAAUGAUGCCGAAGGAGUUUGGAGUCCAGACAUUGAACAAAGCUUCCAGGAGGCACUGGCAAUAUAUCCGCCCUGUGGUCGGCGGAAGAUUAUCCUCUCAGAUGAGGGCAAAAUGUAUGGACGCAAUGAACUGAUAGCAAGAUACAUCAAGCUACGGACAGGGAAGACAAGGACUAGAAAACAGGUGUCCAGCCAUAUACAGGUUCUAGCUCGGAAGAAGGUGCGAGAGUACCAGGUUGGCAUAAAGGUCUCUAGCCACUUGCAGGUUCUAGCCAGACGGAAAUCUCGUGAGAUUCAGUCCAAGCUGAAGGCUAUGAACUUGGAUCAAGUCUCAAAGGACAAGGCUUUGCAGAGUAUGGCUUCCAUGUCUUCAGCACAGAUUGUAUCUGCCAGUGUCCUGCAGAACAAACUGAGUCCUCCUCCUCCACUCCCUCAGGCUGUCUUCUCUGCUGCUCCCAGGUUUUGGAGUGGGCCUAUCCCAGGACAGUCUGGCUCUUCUCAGGACAUUAAACCUUUUGCACAACCAGCCUACCCCAUUCAGCCACCCAUGCCUCCAUCACUAGCCAGCUAUGAGCCCUUGGCUCCUCUUCCACCUUCUGCCUCAGCUGUGCCAGUCUGGCAGGACCGAACGAUUGCCUCUGCCAAGUUGCGGCUCCUUGAGUAUUCAGCAUUCAUGGAAGUACAGCGUGACCCUGAAACGUAUAGCAAACACCUUUUUGUGCAUAUCGGACAGACGAACCCCUCAUACAGUGACCCACUGCUGGAAGCAGUGGACAUACGCCAGAUUUAUGACAAGUUUCCUGAGAAAAAAGGUGGCCUGAAAGAGCUCUAUGAGAGAGGACCCCAGAAUUCCUUUUUCCUUGUCAAGUUUUGGGCGGAUCUGAACAGCACUAUACAGGAUGGUCCUGGUGCUUUUUAUGGUGUAAGCAGUCAAUAUAGCAGUGCUGAAAACAUGACCAUCACAGUCUCCACUAAAGUGUGCUCCUUUGGAAAACAAGUUGUCGAAAAGGUGGAGACUGAAUUUGCUCGGAUGGAGAAUGGAAGAUGUGUGUAUCGAAUCCAUCGGUCUCCUAUGUGCGAGUAUAUGAUCAACUUCAUCCAUAAACUGAAACAUCUUCCAGAAAAAUACAUGAUGAAUAGUGUCCUGGAGAAUUUCACCAUCCUACAGGUUGUUACAAACAGAGAUACCCAGGAAACAUUACUUUGCAUAGCGUUUGUUUUCGAGGUAUCAACCAGCGAGCACGGAGCUCAGCAUCAUGUGUACAAGUUGGUCAAAGACUAAAGCCCCCUCUGGGUUGACUGGACAAUUUAAAGAAGAUGGAGGAAAGAGAAGUCUUGUCAGAGAAGCCACCUCUAUAGGAUGCCUUGACAUACAUCCUUUGAAAAUGAACAAAGAAAAAAAAUGCCAAAAAAAAAUGACUUUUACAAUCACAGAUGUUUUCUACUUAGGAACGUUUUAAACAAACAAACAGAGAAAAAAAGCAUUACAAGAAAACAUAAAGUGAAAGGAGAAUCGUAUCUGGAGGCAGCAGGAAGAACUGAUCUUGGGGGCUAGGUCAUCAGUAUUUCAGGAGAUGUUGUUGCCAAGGUCUGGUACCUCUUGAUGCCUUCCCAGCAACAGAAUGCUAACAGCAUCUGGUGAAACGAGACUCUUGUUAAUAUCCAAAUGUGCCUGUGUUUUCCAUGCCAAAUUCCAGAUUCUAUCCUAGUGGCCUUGAUCUGCUGAGAACAAUUAACAUAGGCAGGCUGAAGAUGCUUGUUCUAAGAAAAAAGGUUGGGAAAUCUGAUGCUGCCUUUUAACCAAUCUAGUGACUGAGGAAGAUGACGAAUCUUUUUUUUUUUUUUUAAAGAAUCUCUUGAUUAAGUCUGUGUGCAGUGCCAACAUAGGGAGUUGGGGCAACAUGGGGAGUUGUUGGUUAAUUAUAAGGAAAUAACUUUAUUCCCUCAAUAUCCUGGGCAUUUUAAAUGUAGGAUUACUGCAUCGUCCCACCUCCCCACCCAAGCUGAGAAGCUGGUGGAAGGCUUCUGCUGAUGAUUAUGACAAAAAGUGUGGCAAUUUUGUCCCAGAUGCUUGAAUAGAAGACAUGAGUAAUAGUCGUAUAAGAUUGGGGGAGGGGAAGAAGGCAAGGGUAUGAAUGUGCAA